This is a messenger RNA of Limulus polyphemus (Atlantic horseshoe crab), 1098 nucleotides long. It is a transcript of the gene RagA-B, whose product is annotated as ras-related GTP-binding protein A. Gene Ontology annotation, cellular component: nucleus; lysosome; Gtr1-Gtr2 GTPase complex. Gene Ontology annotation, biological process: cellular response to starvation; cellular response to amino acid stimulus; positive regulation of TOR signaling. Gene Ontology annotation, molecular function: GTP binding; GTPase activity. Bases 98 to 1024 code for a protein of 308 amino acids. The record is from RefSeq and is a predicted model, not a curated record. Lineage: Eukaryota; Metazoa; Arthropoda; Merostomata; Xiphosura; Limulidae. The transcript is spliced from 8 exons.
AGGUAGCAGCACUAUCUUUUCUCACGUGAUUGUCAAAGUAGAAAGAACCAAAUACAUUUUAUAAUUAAUUAUCAGUUUAUAAAUAAUAUUUAAAAAUAUGAAAAAGAAGGUAUUACUAAUGGGUAAAAGUGGGUCUGGAAAGACAAGCAUGAGAUCAAUCAUCUUUGCCAACUACAUUGCACGAGAUACUCGGCGUUUAGGAGCAACAAUUGAUGUAGAACAUUCUCAUGUUCGGUUUCUUGGGAACUUGGUAUUGAACUUGUGGGACUGCGGUGGGCAGGAAGCCUUUAUGGAGAACUACUUUGCUAGUCAAAGAGACAAUAUAUUUCGGAAUGUAGAAGUUUUAAUCUAUGUGUUUGACGUUGAAUCGCGAGAACUAGAAAGGGAUAUGCACUACUACCAGUCAUGCCUUGAGGCAAUUCUUCAAAACUCUUCGGAAGCAAAGAUUUUUUGCUUAGUACACAAAAUGGACUUGGUUCAGGAAGAUCAGCGAGAUCUGAUAUUCAAAGAACGAGAGGAAGAUUUGAAACGUCUCUCAAGGCCUUUAGAAUGUACCUGUUUCCGCACAUCAAUAUGGGAUGAAACUCUUUACAAGGCAUGGUCUUCCAUUGUCUACACACUUAUUCCUAAUGUCCAGCAGUUAGAAUCCAACCUUCAACAUUUUGCUGAAAUCAUUGAUGCUGAUGAGGUUCUCUUGUUUGAAAGGGCAACAUUUUUGGUUAUAUCUCACUGUCAGAGAAAACCACAUCGAGAUAUUCAUAGGUUUGAAAAAGUGUCUAAUAUCAUCAAACAGUUCAAGCUCAGCUGUAGUAAACUCGCUGCUCAAUUUCACAGCAUGGAGGUUCGAAACAAAAACUUUGCCUCAUUCAUUGACACCUUCACUCCCAAUACUUAUGUUAUGGUUGUCCUUUCAGACCCUACUAUUCCCUCUGCAGCAACUCUCAUAAACAUAAGAAAUGCCAGAAAACAUUUUGAAAAACUGGAAGGAGUUAAACAAGUCCAAAGUUCUGGAAAUUUGAAGUGAAAAAUAUAAGCCAAUAAGGAAGUAGUAGUUUAUAGGAUGUAAAUUUACUAAUAAAAGACUGCUAGUAGAUUUCA